GUUAGUUUCAUUCCAUCAAUGAAUGACAAAGACGCAUCCAUAAAGAGCAGUGCAGUGUAUAGCAUAAUAUUUUUAGAUGUAGAAAAAGUUGUCGUCUCUUCAUUUAUUUCCAAAAAUCGUGCACAUAAGGUUAGAGUAGUGCGAUAAUAUGCAGAACAACCCCCAGGAGCUUUCAUGGCAGGCGAUUCAGGCUAUCGUGGGGGUUAAACUUCCUUCCAAUGUGCUGCGAUUUGAUGAUAUCGGGUUCAAUAACUCUGUAUCGAGCGACGAUUCUGACUCUGAUGUGGAAAUCAUCGAGAAUGGCUGGGAGUCAGACAACAACGCAUCCUCGAGGCCAGACCACUCGGACAACGAAAAAACUACAUCUCCCGACCGAGGGCAGAGCGAGUCACCCGUACUACACCUAGUAGAGCCUGAUAACAACAACUCGGGCAAACCCUCAUUAGAUUACAAGGAAUAUAUAGAGAAAAUGGAUACCAAAGAUAUUUCAGAUAAAGACCAAACUCAAAUAAGUAAUGAUGAUGCAGAUAGUUCUAAUGGGAAUGUUAUGUCAAUUGAAAACUACUUGGAGGUGACCCUAUCUACUGACUCUGAGGCUAGUCACACAUGCAGCCGGUGCAAUCAAAUGUUUCCCAGCGAACAAUUGCUUUCGGGUCAUCAAUGUAGUGCCAAACCCACCGAAGAGAAAAAAUACCCUUGUCAUGUGUGUGCAGAGAAAUUUCCUAGUUACUGGGAACUCAGGAAACAUAUUAACAGCCACUUCCCUGGAAUGUUGGACUCUAAAUCCAGCUUCUGUCACCUCUGUCAAAAAGAUUAUACUAAAACUGGGUUUAUGAAUCAUCUCCGAAAACAUACAGGUGAAAGACCGUUUGUGUGCGAGCUCUGCCACAAAGCAUUCUCACAGUCAAGCUCACUCUCCAUACAUAUGAAAUUCCACCUCAAUGUCCGCAAGCAUGCCUGCACUGUUUGUGAAAAGAAGUUUGUCACCAAGAGUGAGCUUUCCCGCCACAUGACAGUACAUACUAAACAAAAGUCCUACUACUGUGGGGUGUGUGACAAAGCCUUCACACGCUCGGACAAUAUGAAAAAACAUGAGAAGACUCAUGGAUAAAAGUGAAAUGAUAUAAGGCUCAAACAAGUGUUAAGCAUCAUAAAUGCAUUAUGAGAAUUUUAGAUGUCACUUAUCUUUGAGGUCAUUUAGCUAAUUUCAUUUUCAAUGUCUAUUUAUUUGUAUUGUGUAUGAUGCCUAUCACUGAGCUUUCAGAUUCUCCAAUUGCCAAAAAUUUAGUCAUAAUCAUUGUUUAUUCUAAUUUUGCAUUGUUUUAUACCAAAUUGAAGAAUAUGAUCUAGUUCAUAAUUUAGUCAUUAUGGUGUGUUUGAGUGUUGCCACUCAUGGUGUGCUGCUGUAGAAGCUUUUUAAGGGAUUUUAUUUAUGCGAUUUAUUACUGCAUGUUUGGUUAAAUUAGGAUAUUAGGAAAUGCCUUCACAGGUGCUCUACAAUAAGGUCACACAUAUCUCUAUCCAAAGUUGCCUUUUUAGAUAUGAUAGUGAUAUUUUAAAAUGUGGAUAUAGGUCAAAUGUCCAAAGAUUCCGAUAGCAGUAGUGUAAUAUUUACAUUAGAUAGAGGAAAACUACCACAACUUGAGGCCUUCUGCAAACAAAUAUACAUAUUGUCACAAAUUGUUCCUGCUUCUCUAUAAGAGCUUUAAUAUUAUUAAUAUUUUUGUAUACCUUUACUAGGAGGUAUUAAAAUACCAGUUGUAUAGACUAAACACUUUGCCAAAUUUUAGAUAAUAUAUAAAGUGACUCUUAUUUGUACUGUGUUGUUGUAACCAAAGCAAUAAUAAUAUGUAAUGUGCCUAAUAUAUAAUAUAUUUAACUUUAUGAAAGGAAUACCAAACAUUUUUUCAAUGGUAUAGUGAAAUAAGUUUAUAAUGAUUUGAAGUCAAUUAUAAAUUGUAACUUAAAAUGAUUUGUGUAACUGGUGGAGCAUAUUUGGAUAAACUACUGAAGUUUUAUGGUCUCAGAUACAUGUUUAGUUUAGCCACUUCGAACAAGUAGUGUAUUUUAAGUUUAAUAUAUUUUUAAGUUUCAUAAUUCAAAAGUAAUUCAAUCAUCACAAUUGUUUUCACAGUCCAGACAUUUUUGUCAAGCAAACAUGUUGCAUAUUGUAAUAUUGACAUACUAUCUUGUAUUUUUACCUUCACCAAAACCUACAGAUUAGAUUUAAGUAUAGUUCAAAAAGAAAAUCCCAAAGAUAUUGUAUUUUCUAAUUGGCUAAGAAACCAAAGCUAUUUUUAUAUUUUGAUUGUGCCACUUUCGAUUUUAUGAACUGGUUGUCAAUACUUUAGAUUUUUACCUACAUAGUUAGUAAUUAGGGAUAGGUCAUAAUCAUAUAUUUUAAUAUAUUUAUUAUAUUAUAUUUAAUAUUAUAAUUUUAACUGCAUGACUUGUUUAUAGAUUAAGAAUUUGAAUUUGAGCCAAAUGGAAAAAUUUUACACAAAAAUCUACAAGACUGACAAUAAUAUUCAGAGUAGAUAUUAACUUGCACAAAGGAUACCUAUUAUUUAUUAUACCAAACGGUACACUACAAUUUUGUAACUAUUUAUCGAUACUGCACCUUGUUAUUGACUCAACAUGACAAUUAGUAUAAGAUCCGUUUGAUAUGAAUUAUGAAAUGUUUUAUGGAAAUGUAAUAAUCUAAUAAUUGUCGAUUUUAUUAAAGAGUUGUUUGUUGCAAA
Messenger RNA from Pectinophora gossypiella (pink bollworm), 2741 nucleotides. RefSeq names its product protein FRA10AC1. Gene Ontology annotation, biological process: regulation of transcription by RNA polymerase II; dephosphorylation. Bases 149 to 1111 code for a protein of 320 amino acids. NCBI's taxonomy places the organism in Eukaryota, Metazoa, Arthropoda, Insecta, Lepidoptera, Gelechiidae. The record is from RefSeq and is a predicted model, not a curated record. Gene Ontology annotation, molecular function: RNA polymerase II cis-regulatory region sequence-specific DNA binding; phosphatase activity; DNA-binding transcription factor activity. The transcript is spliced from 2 exons.